GUCGAGGCGCCCGACCACAGCACAACAGGACCUGUUCUUGGUUCGAUGAAAUGUGCACCGCUGGUUGGACAUGUUCUAAUGUCGCUGGCGUCCUCAAGAGGAAAUUGAUCCUUCGUUAAUCUCUGGACGCUAGUUUUCUCCAUCUAGCUUCAGUUUCAUUCUGAGAUCUACAUUCGUGCCUUUCGUGUCUGCCUUUUCCCCCUGUCAGACAGGCGGGAAGCCGAGGGGCAGCUGAAGGGGCAGCCGCCCUGGCUGGUCGCUGGUCCCAUAGCUUUUAGUUAGAAUGCCUGGCUAAGUGACCUCUGUCCUCUUGGAAGAUACGACAGACAGCAUAACGGUCUCCCCUUUGACCUUGUUUGCGAGUGAUGUAUGUCUUGGAGCAAGCGUGACGGGAGUGUGCAGGCUACCUGGGUACGCACCUAGGUGCCUGGCAGGUAGGCAGGCAAGCAUACGCUGGGCAACAAGCAGGUGUUAGGCCAGUGCCUUGCCGUGUCUUUUGAGCCCGUGAGGACGAAGUGAUAGCGUUGGUGUGGUGGGAAAGAGCGGACGUGAGCAGAGGGAAAUCAUGACCCCGUUCGUUGUACUUGCCCGGUUGGAUGUGCCAUAUGCCUUCCUGCCUUCCAAGGUUGUCUCAAAGGACGGCGUCUUCCUGUUGUCUUGUGUGUGUGUGUUCUGUGUGUUCUCUCCUCAAGCUCGAACCAGCUCGAUGCCCAGACACUCUUUUGGUAGUCUUGAGCCCGCUUUGUUCUGUCUUGAUACGGUGCACCACGUCCUGUCUUAAUCUGUCUUAUCCUGCAGCACUUCUCGACAGCCAGUCCGCUGGGCCCAGAAUGUCCAUCUAAGAUGGACAUGAUCCUUUUCCUGUGGCUGGUUAUCCUGGCUGUCAUGAUAGUCUUUGCCUUUGCCGGCAUUUUCGUCUUGAUAAUCCCCGUAAUCGACCCGGACCACGCAGCUCAGAACGCCAGCCGGUGUUGAAUACCACCACAGCCAACCAUCCAACAGCGAGCAGUCAAUCAAGAGGCGUGACUGAGGCGGGACUGGGCACGCCUGGCCCACACGAAGACGAGUUGUUGAACUCGUGACCGACCUACCAGUAGCCACCAAGUCGCACACCAUGGCGCCCAAGAAGAACAAGAAAAACAAGCCAAACAAGUCCCCCUUCGAGAAGCUCUUUUCUUCCGAUGUACGGGCCGACAAGGGGCUGCAGGAGAUUCGAGACAACAUCUACUCUUUUGCCUGGUCUCGCGCUCGUCGCGACGAGGCCAAGUUGGACUGGGCCCUGUCUGAGAACGGCGUUGAUCGCAAUGUUCUCGUGAAGCGGCCGACAAAAGCCUUGUCUGGGCCAACCGGUGACCACAUCGAUGCGCUGCCCUGCUGGCUAUUGGUCAACAAGCGCAUCUCGGCGGACUUUCUUCGUUUCAUAUACUCGGUGAACCAAGUCGAUAUCCUUGUGGAUCUGAAGGCCACCGAUACAGAGUUGAACAGGGCCAAACUUGACAAAAUUGUCCAUCUUUUGCAGAACGCCAACUUCCAACUCUACACCAAAUCAGCCCGUGUCCGUAUCCAUUUCCCCGACAAAUACCCUUUCCAGGACUUGCCCAAGUUCAACCAGCACGCACUCGACAAUAUCGCCUGUGCCUUGGACGAGUUCCAAAACCUCGAAAGCUUGUGUGUACGCGUGGUCCCAAUGCAAGGCCCAGAGGACUAUGAGCUGCGGCUCGCGGCCUUCCCAUUCUACCCCAUGUCUAUGACAAAUUGGUCGAUUUGCAUGCUCAACUCGACCACCUUCGAGUGGGAACCCGUGCUAGGAGAGCAGCUCAACCAACUUGAUUUGGCUUGGACUUUGUUCCAGGAUAAUGGAUCACUGACAGCGCCUGUCCACGCUCCAAUCGUCGCAGAGAAACCUGCCAUCCACAAUGAUCAGACGCCCAGCGCCAAGGGUACUGAUGAUGCACAGAAGAACAACGAAGGGUACCAGAAGAAGACGAAGAAUGGCAGUCAAAAGAAAAAGGGUCGCAAGAAGGGGGCUGCCUCUAUUUCCACAGAUCCACCUGCGAGCAAAACUACGUCGGAGGUACCGUCUGCUGAUCUGUCAUUGCGACCAAAGUCGCCUUUCUUGGAUCCUCCGACAGGCGUCGGAUCGAGUUCACUUCCCGUUCACAACACAAGCUCUGGCACGAAGUCCUCUCCAAUCAAAUCAUCAAUUACUGAGAUGCAUUGUAGCUCCGCUGGAGAGUCUGCUAGUACGGCGUCACCUGCUUACGACGCUGUCGAGCCUGCCCGUCCACGCGCGCCAUCUUCAUCAUCGACCAAGCCAGAAUCUACUUCUGCUGCGGAGCAUAAGACUCGUCGAGAAAUGAGCGAUGAAGUGACAGACAACAAAAAGACAGUGGAAGAAUGCCCUGUUCCUGCCAGCGUCACUGAGACAGCACCACGCGAAUCUGUGACCCAGCUGGGACCACAGAACGCAUCCCCCACUAGUUCGGCCGCGAGCUCAGUCACAUUGGGCAGAGAUCAGAGCGAUCAUGAAAAUGAGGUUCACGACACAUUCGAGACAUCGUCACACGGGGGAACCACACUGAGGGGGGCAGGACCAGAGAGUGAGAAGCCAGCGCGAAAGAAGAGAAAGAAUCGGAAGAAGGGUCAAAAGACUCAAGUGUCUGACACGGCAGCCACUUCCGUGUCACUCGCUGACUCAAAUGACGAAAGCGAACAACAGAACUCCGCUGACAUAGAUGGGGGCUGUCAUGCGGUGUUUUUUUCCGCGGAAUCUACCAACCUCAUCCUCGCGGAAAAGGGCGCCCUCGAGGAACAAGGGUGGGACGGCAUGUUUAGACAUGGUCACCGGCCCUUUCCCCUGUCAGAAAUUGCUGAGCUGAAACCCUUGGAUGGCCACACAAGACUGCUUCAGUACAAGAGGACAAAUGGGAACAAGGGGAUCCUCGAGGCCGGGCCUGAUCUCGACAGACUCAUGCGUCAGAAAGAGAGGCUGGCCGCCAGAGAAACAGAGAGGCAGGCGGAGAAAAUGAGAGCCAAGGGCAAGAGGAAGAACAAGAAGGUGAAAGAGGUCAUGAUUCGACGCAAGGAGCCUUCUGAUGGGCUCAGACGGAGAUUCGAGGACACAAAGCAACGGGCUGCCAGCAACCAGGGGAGCGACCUAAGGAAGCGAUUCAAAGAAAUCACGGCCGAGGGUUUCGAGGAUGCCGUACCUGAGGCACAGGGUAUUGGCCUUGAGCAGACGGAUUCUAGCGACUUCUCCUCAGAUGAUACCCCGUCCUCUCCAGAACAAGCUCACCGAUUGCCUCUUCGCCAGCCCCGGUUCGGUACAAGCCAUGACUCCUACCGAAACUGUCCGAUGGGUGAGCAACGUUUGAUUGAAGAGGUAGAAGACUCGGACGAUGACGCAUCCGUCGUUCGCCAGUACAGCGACGAAGGACCUCCAUCGGUCUCUGAUGACGAAAGUCAGAGGACCGAAGCGUAA
Molecule: messenger RNA, 3481 nt
Organism: Diaporthe batatas
Lineage: Eukaryota; Fungi; Ascomycota; Sordariomycetes; Diaporthales; Diaporthaceae
Exons: 3
Coding region: 1115-3481 (788 amino acids)
Source: RefSeq, a predicted model, not a curated record